GAGUAUGUUGGUGGUAAAGGCAGUGAGGGAGGAGAUGGAUCCUUACGUUUGAGCAAAGAAGACUUUGUCAACAAGAAUCCAACACUUGGAGAUCCUUCGCGGAGACAUCCAUCUAUUCCGAACAAAUUGAGCUUCCAGAGACGGGUAGGAUUGCGAAAGAGGAGGUGAUAGCGAGGUAGGAGUUCGAGGCGGCUUCCAGCUGGAGGCCUGCGGCCCCUUUAAGGCCCAAUCCGGGACUUGGCCCUUUAAAUCCGUGUCAGUUUCCCCUGACGUCAGCGGGCGGGCCGCCCGCCCUGCUGUUUACCGCCUCCCGGCACCGCACGCUCCCGGAGUUGCGAGCACCGGGGCCGCCGCGGCCGCCCGCCCUUAAAGGGCCCGCGCCCCCAGAAAACGCGCCGCGCCGCGCGGCGUCGGGUCCCUGCCACCUAUCACGCUCCUCACCCUCAGACCCUCCUCCCUUCCCGGCCGCCCCCGCUGCCGGCUUCCCUCCCUCCCUCCCCUUUCCCGGCGUCUCCAAGCUCCCAGCAACCAGCCGCCGCCUGGCUCUCACGGCCCCGGCCGGCGGCCGCGGGGUCUCCCAGCCGCGCUCAGCCCCUAGCGAGCUGGCCCGUACCCCACACCCUUCCCUCCUUCUCCCGCCGCCCCUCCCCGCCGGGCCCCCUGGGAGCGUCUCUGCGGCUCCAGGGAGGGGACAUUUCCUAAUCUCAGGCCGGGGUUAAAGUUCUGGUCCUGGUGAGAUGCUGGAAGCUGCGGCCGGAGCCGCAACCCGUCCCGGAGGUGUCCUGUCGCCUGUCGCCGUCCCCGCCACCACUGCUGCCGCCGCCACUGCCGCCUUGCCGGGGCCAUGUUCGCUCUGGGCUUGCCGUUCUUGGCGCUCUUGGUGGCCUCAGUCGAGAGCCAUCUGGGGGUUCUGGGGCCCAAGAACGUCUCGCAGAAAGACGCCGAGUUUGAGCGCACCUACGUGGAUGAGGUCAACAGCGAGCUGGUCAACAUCUACACCUUCAACCACACUGUGACCCGAAACCGGACAGAAGGCGUGCGUGUGUCCGUGAAUGUCCUGAACAAGCAGAAGGGGGCUCCUUUGCUGUUUGUGGUCCGCCAGAAGGAGGCUGUGGUGUCCUUCCAGGUGCCCCUAAUCCUGCGAGGGCUGUAUCAGCGCAAGUACCUCUACCAGAAGGUGGAGCGAACGCUGUGCCAGCCCCCCACCAAGAACGAGUCUGAGGUCCAGUUCUUCUAUGUGGAUGUGUCCACCCUGUCACCGGUCAACACCACCUACCAGCUCCGGGUCAGCCGGAUGGACGACUUCGUGCUCAGGACUGGGGAGCAGUUUAGCUUCAAUACCACAGCAGCCCAGCCCCAGUACUUCAAGUAUGAGUUCCCGGAGGGAGUGGAUUCAGUGAUUGUCAAGGUGACCUCCAGCAAGGCCUUCCCCUGCUCGGUCAUCUCCAUCCAGGAUGUCCUGUGCCCUGUCUAUGACCUAGACAACAACGUAGCCUUCAUCGGCAUGUACCAGACUAUGACCAAGAAGGCCGCCAUCACUGUGCAGCGCAAAGACUUCCCCAGCAAUAGCUUUUAUGUGGUGGUGGUGGUGAAGACCGAAGACCAGGCCUGUGGGGGCUCCUUGCCUUUCUACCCCUUUGUGGAAGAUGAACCGGUUGAUCAAGGGCACCGCCAGAAAACGCUGUCAGUGGUGGUAUCUCGAGCAGUCACGUCUGAGGCCUACGUCGGUGGUAUGCUCUUUUGUCUGGGCAUAUUUCUCUCCUUCUACCUGCUGACUAUCCUCCUGGCCUGUUGGGAGAACUGGAGGCAGAGGAAGAAGACGCUUCUGUUGGCUGUGGACCGAGCCUGUCCAGAAAGCGGUCACCCUCGGGUGCUCGCCGACUCCUUCCCUGGCAGCCCCCCUUAUGAGGGCUAUAACUACGGCUCCUUUGAGAACAGUUCCGGGUCCACGGACGGUCUGGUCGAUAGCACGGGCACCGGAGACCUCUCCUACAGUUACCAGGGGCACGACCAGUUCAAGCGGCGCCUCCCCUUUGGCCAGAUGCGGCAGCUGUGCAUUGCCAUGGAUCGCUCCCUAGACCCUGUGGGCACUCGGCCUCGCCUGGACUCCAUGAGCUCUGUGGAGGAGGAUGACUACGACACGUUGACGGACAUCGAUUCAGACAAGAAUGUCAUUCGCACCAAGCAAUACCUCUACGUGGCCGACCUGGCACGCAAGGACAAACGGGUCCUUCGGAAGAAGUACCAGAUCUACUUCUGGAACAUCGCCACCAUCGCUGUCUUCUAUGCGCUUCCUGUGGUGCAGCUAGUGAUCACCUACCAGACGGUGGUGAACGUCACCGGGAAUCAGGACAUCUGCUACUACAACUUCCUCUGCGCCCACCCACUAGGCAACCUCAGCGCCUUCAACAACAUCCUGAGCAACCUGGGGUACAUCCUGCUGGGGCUGCUCUUCCUGCUUAUCAUCCUGCAACGGGAGAUCAACCACAACCGGGCCCUGCUGCGCAAUGACCUCUACGCCCUGGAAUGUGGGAUCCCAAAACACUUCGGCCUGUUCUAUGCCAUGGGCACAGCGCUGAUGAUGGAGGGGCUUCUCAGUGCCUGCUAUCAUGUCUGCCCCAACUAUACCAACUUCCAGUUUGACACAUCGUUCAUGUACAUGAUUGCGGGGCUGUGCAUGCUGAAACUCUACCAGAAGCGGCACCCGGACAUCAACGCCAGCGCCUACAGCGCCUACGCCUGCCUGGCCAUCGUCAUCUUCUUCUCUGUGCUGGGCGUGGUCUUUGGUAAAGGGAACACAGCGUUCUGGAUCGUCUUCUCGGUCAUUCACAUCAUCGCCACCCUGCUUCUCAGCACACAGCUCUAUUACAUGGGCCGCUGGAAGCUGGACUCGGGGAUCUGCCGCCGCAUCGUCCACGUGCUCUACACAGACUGCAUCCGGCAGUGCAGUGGGCCCCUCUACGUGGACCGCAUGGUGCUGCUGGUUAUGGGCAACAUUAUCAACUGGUCCCUAGCUGCCUAUGGGCUCAUCGCGCGCCCCAAUGAUUUCGCCUCCUACUUGUUGGCCAUCGGCAUCUGCAACCUGCUUCUCUACUUUGCCUUCUACAUCAUCAUGAAGCUCCGCAGCGGGGAGCGGAUCAAGCUCAUCCCCCUGCUCUGCAUUGUCUGCACCUCCGUGGUGUGGGGCUUUGCGCUCUUCUUCUUCUUCCAGGGACUCAGCACCUGGCAGAAAACACCCGCGGAGUCACGGGAGCACAACCGCGACUGCAUCCUCCUGGACUUCUUUGACGACCACGACAUCUGGCACUUCCUCUCCUCCAUUGCCAUGUUUGGGUCAUUCCUGGUGUUGCUGACGCUGGACGACGACCUGGACACCGUGCAGCGGGACAAGAUCUACGUCUUCUAGCAGGAGCCAGGCCCCUUGCUUUACUCACAGUGGGGGGGCUCUUGAGCUCCUCUGCCUCACUGCCCAGAGCCUCUGUAGCUCGGGGGGUGUGAGUCCCCGCCCUGCGGCCCAGUGUCGGUGGUGGUGGGACAGCGAGGUCUAGCCCAAGCUUGGCCUGAGACAGUCAUGGCGGGGGCCUUGAGCCUUGCAGCUGCCCUCUGCCGGGGAGGAGGCCUGCUCCCCCAAAACCCCAGAUGUUGGCCAAUGGCUGCUGCUUCUCAGUGUUGAGGGCCUCUCACAGGCCCUGUCCGUUGGCUCUCCAUUUGUCCCUCCGCAGGAGGAAGGAGGGAAGUGGUGUUACCCUGCCCAUCUCAUGCCUCACAUUCUGCCCGUCCUUCCCUUCCCCAGGAGCCUGUGACCCCAAGCGCUUUCUUUCUUCUUCCCGAGCUCCAGUCCAGGGACUGGUUGGACCUGAUUCUCUGUUCUGCACCGGGGCCCCACUGCUCUUUGGGGCUGCACCUGACUGCCAUCACUGCCCGUUCCAGUCAGGAUGAAUGGGGGUGUAGGAUUUUGGAGGCUGGCCAGCUGGUGCCAGGCUUUUGGUGCUAAGGCCUAAGAGGGGCUGCAGACAGGGCUGCCUCCUCCCUCUGACCUGUGCUUGGGACUGGCUCUGUAGUAAUAAGAGUCAGCCCAUGUGUGAGAGUUGCCUUGAUCUGAGGGGCUAAAUUCAGAGGUCAACUUCCUAUCCCAUCAGCCCCCAAACUGAUGUUGGCGCCAGGAUUGGAGGGAGAGAUCCAUUCCCCGCUUCCCUUCCUUUUUGUUUCCGGCCCUCUGUCCUGCCAAGCCCCAGCUGGGGGCCUUUCAGUGCCAUUGACACUGCCCAAGAAUGUCCAGGGGCAAAGGAGGGGGAUACAAGGCGCCCAGCUCCUCCUGCCUCCUCACAGCCGUGGGAGCCCCAGUGCCUAUCUUAGAGGGAGGCUCAGGAAGGGACACGAUAUUCCCCUCGGUGUCUCCGGUCCAGCCUCACUCUAGGACCCAGGGCUGGCUUCCGUGUUUCCGUCCUGUCUUCGGCCAAGUUUUGUGUUAGUCACACACACGUAUACGUAGGAAACUUUGGAGUUUACACUGAGUUGCCCCAGCUCUGGGCCCCUGGCUGCUCUGGUCGUUCGAUCCCCGUCACCCUACCUGGUCCAUUCCAGAUGCCUAGACUGGGGCAGAUCAGGUCGGGCCUCUGCCUUGGGGAUGGGAGUGGAUUUUAUUCUGCCCAACUUGUUUUUAUAGCUCUCCCUGGGGCUGGGGAGAGGAGCUGGAUCUGGAUCUUUUUUCAGAACUCCGUUUAAUGUCUGUUUCCAUGCUAUGGUUGCAUUUCUGUUUUCUAUAAAUGAGUCUGCAUUCAAUUAAAGAAACAACCAGACGCA
Ailuropoda melanoleuca (giant panda) is the source of this 4803-nucleotide messenger RNA. RefSeq names its product SID1 transmembrane family member 2 (gene SIDT2). The record is from RefSeq and is a predicted model, not a curated record. Gene Ontology annotation, biological process: RNA transport. The transcript has 27 exons. The coding region runs from base 845 to 3406 and encodes 853 amino acids. NCBI's taxonomy places the organism in Eukaryota, Metazoa, Chordata, Mammalia, Carnivora, Ursidae. Gene Ontology annotation, molecular function: RNA transmembrane transporter activity; double-stranded RNA binding. Gene Ontology annotation, cellular component: lysosome; plasma membrane.